Molecule: messenger RNA, 2058 nt
Organism: Saccoglossus kowalevskii
Lineage: Eukaryota; Metazoa; Hemichordata; Enteropneusta; Harrimaniidae
Source: RefSeq, a predicted model, not a curated record
AUGGCUGAGGAAAAGACUGAUCAGCUCCUGGAAGUCAAAGAAAGGGAGCAAAAAGAGGUCUCAUUUAUUGACGAGAAAGGUCGAAAAAAUGGUUCAGCUGAGGCAAGAUCCAGACCGUCCACAAGACAAUCACAGAAAUCAUCUGCUAGUCUUCCUGUAUCGGACAUGUCAUAUGACACACUGAGAACUAAGUUUUUAACGAGUCGUCAUAUGCCCCUAAAUCAAUCACCAAUUCCUGAUAGGAAACGAAAAAAGCGUAAAAAGAAAGGACGAAAGACGCCUGUGUACGAUGAAGAGGAGGAAAGGGAAGCCAAACGAUUACAAGAACUACAAGAGUCUUUAACCACUAUUGCAGAUAAUAAAGAAAGUAGAACGUUCCUGAGAGGUAAAAUAUUGAAACAUAUGCAAGUGAUGGAGGACCUGAAUAAGUUAAAGGACCACUAUUAUUCUGAAUACAUGUCUGCAUUAAAUGAUAAAGUGGUGACGCAGCGGAAAGAGAUACAGCAAAGAACUGACGACUUGAACAAGAAAAUAUUAGAAAAACAAGAGAAAGAGAGAGCUGAGAAGCGUGCUAUUAUAAAAAAGAAGUUUGAGAGGUCUAGCUUAAUAAAUGAUAGUUCCUUUGCAAAGAGUAUACCUAAAACACAGUGGUAUAGAAUAAUCGCACUUCAAGAUAAAAUGAUCAAAGAAGGAGUAUUAAAAAGUCAAGGUGACAUCGAUGAGUUUUGGCACGAAAUGAGUGUUCCAGAAAAAUACAAUGAAAAGUUUGGAUUUAAUGUGAAAUCUAAUGAUGCCAGUCUACAUGGAAGUUCUUCAACGAUCUCAGUAUCAAGUCACCACUCAUCUGACAAAGCUAACCUCCCAGCUGAUAGCUUUAUUCCUAUGGUGCAAAUAGAAGAAGAUAGAGAACCUUCCCGACCAAGUACAAAAGGAGCCCAAUCAUGGGCAGUUACACAGCAGUUUAAAAAGAAUUAUGGUUAUUUAUCCACACCCGUAAAAGGCAGAAGAACAUCCAUUCAUCCUAAGGCAUUAGCUGUAGAUCAAAGAUUUCCCAAGGUUGAGCUUCCACCAUUGGCAACAUUUACUUUAGAUUUGUCACCUAAAAAAGAUGAUCCAGAGAUACUUAAAAUGACAGAAGAGUUCAGAAUCCGAGCCAAAAUACGAGAAAGAGAAAGGCGUCGCCUCAGAAUGAUGUACGAAUAUGCAUUAGCACAUCAAGCAGCAACCCAUCGAAUCCUUAACAAGAAAGAAGAGUUUGGAUGGAUUGUUGAAGGUCCUAGUAUAGGGGAACUGAUAAGUGGAAUUAAUCAAGAACCAGAGAUGCAAGACUACCCAGUUUUGCCUUCACCACCUCCGCCACAUUCUGAUGAUCUCAGCCUGCCUAACUUAGAUGAGGAUGAUGGCACUUCAGGGUACUUGGCCCUGCCAAGCACAUCCAGUAAGCCAGGACCAUUAUCUGCCAUAGAAGAGAUGUCUGAAGAACAUCGAUCAGUGCACAGUGGUUUCAGUAGAGACAGCAGUAGGAAAAGCGCCAGUUCUGGUAAAAGUAGGCAGUCUUCCGGAAAGAGGAGAUUAAAGUCAGCAAGUAGCAUAUCUAGUGAUGUAGCUCCUAGACCGCCACCCAAACCAUUACCACUCACUAUGAACGAAAUUUUAGAUGACUGUGUUAUAAAAGAAGCCAAGUGCCUUAGUACAUUAUGGACGAAUUACUCAAAAGAUGCAACGAAAAUUGCUACUUAAUUUAUUCAUCAAGCUGCCAUGGAUUUGGGAGUUUGUUUGCUAUGUACCUCUCUUCCAUGGAGAUAAUGUCAUAGUGAUUAUUGGUAAUGUGCAGUGUUUGUGUGCCACCCUGGAAUUCGUUAAAUUAACAAACAAACAAAUCAUGAUGUCGAUCUUAAUCUUCCAAUAAGAGAAGCUGUAAGUUAUGUGUCUGGUUGAUAUUCUGUUUGAUGACUGAUCUAUAGUUUGUAUAACUUCCAUACAUAUGGACCUCUGAAUGGAACUGCUAAUGUAUAAAGUUAUGAUAUUAUGGAAAAUGUCUGCUAUUCGAGACGAGAA